AUGAAAACCAUAAAGAUUGCUAUACAAAAGGAUGUGUUCUUUUGUUAAAGAGAAUUAAAUCGAUUUGAAGAUUUACAACAAGAAUAUCAAUUAUUGUGUUAAUCAUAUUAAAAUAAAGAUGAAUUAACAUUCUAGUAAUAUAUAAUUCAAUAGAAUUAGUUAUGUUGAUGAAGAAGGAGAUAAAGUUGUUAUUUCUAAUGAUUAUGAUUUGGAAGAUUUCAAGAAAUAAGAUCCUAAGUUUUAAAAAAUAAGAGUUGACAUUAGAGAUAGAAAUAAUUAGAGAGAAAAAAUAUAUAAUAAAGAAUUAACUAAAGAUGCAAUGAAACAAAAGAUUAUGCAACUUUUACAAUAAUAUUGA
Molecule: messenger RNA, 358 nt
Organism: Paramecium primaurelia
Lineage: Eukaryota; Ciliophora; Oligohymenophorea; Peniculida; Parameciidae
Source: the annotation of a GenBank genome assembly